AUGAGUUCAUCAUCAGCAACCAACUCAUCUUUAUCAUCAUUUUCUGAUGAAUGUGAAACAAACUUACCAGAAUCAUCACCACCACCACCCCCGCUACCACCUGCAUUACCAACUAAUACAACAACGAAUGAAUGCGUUGGCGGAAAAAAACUUGUACAUAAAAUCGAGCCUAUAUUCAAUAAUGAUACAUCUAAAAUGCGUAUAUUUCUCGAGGAUGGAUCUCUUGGUGAAUAUUCGAUUGAAGAUUUAACAAUAGCUGAAGAAUUAGUAGAAAAAAUAUCUUUACGUCAUAGUCUUGGUUCAGAUAUGCGUCGAUAUCGAUUAACAUUAAGUGAAGCACAAGAUGCUUCAUGGAGAUCAAUUCGAUAUAUUCGACCGCAACAGAAAUUGAAAGAAGUUUCUCAAUGGCCAUGUAUGACAACUACUACAAUAUGUACAUUACGCGUUGUUAUUGUUCCUUCUCAAGCUGAAUUAUUAGCUGAUACAGAACCUGUUACAUUUACUUAUUUAUAUAGACAAAGUAUCAAUGAUUAUGUUCGAGAACGAGCUGGAAGUGAAAUGAGUGUUGAUAUUGCUGUACAAUUAACAGCUCUUCUUAUACUUGAUGAAUCAUUAUGUACUGGUGUUCGAACUAAUAUUCUUGUCAAACUAAAAGAUAGACGAUCAUGGUUAUUAAAACAAUUAUUACCACGUUCAUUACUUGAUCAAUUUUCUUUAAAACAAUUAAUUCAUCGUAUACGAAAUCAUCUUCAUAAUAAUCAUAAUACAACUCAAUUAUGUGUAGCAAAACAAUUUAUACGUAUAUUUGCUGAAAAUACACGAUCAUUCGCGGGGAAAUUAUUUCCUGUUAAAUUUCCGGAUAAACAUCGAGAUUCAAUUCUACUUGUGGGUUCUCGAUAUCCAGUAGCCAUUAUUGAUCAAGCAAGACGAAUUAAUUCGCCUGUAAUAACUCUUGUUUCUACUUGGUCACAUUUAUCUCGUGUUAUUGUAAAACAAUAUCGAAAUGGUGUAGCUAUUCGUUUGUUAACAUGUCCUCAAAGAACAAAUACAACAACAUUAGAUGAUUCAUCUCUUCUUCAACAAGAAAUUUCAUUUUUAAUUCAUACAAAUCUACUUAAUGAUUUAAUGGCAUUUAUUGAAGGUUAUUCACAAUUAGAAUCAUCAAAUAUUCCAUUAGCUAUUGAACGUAUAUCUCAUAUAAGCAAAUCACCAACAUCUAUUACAAAUAAAUCUAAAAUAACUAAUUCAUUGGAUGAUAUUCAAAAUGAAUCAUCAUCAUCAUGUCGAUCACCAUUUGUACAACGUAUAUUAAGUAAUAAAAAAUAUCAUCAAACAUAUACAUUAACAAGACAUAAGCACUCUCCACCAACUAGUCCAUCAUUAUUUGACUUAACACGACAGUUUUUUACACGUAAUCCAGCUAAAACAUUUGAUAUGGAUGAACGAGAAACUGUUUCAAAUGUACCUAAUCGUACAACACUUGUGACAUGGCGUUCAAUAGCUGAUAAUCAUACAUCAACACCACCACCUCCACCUGUUCUUUAUCGAACUGUUAUCGAUGUUAAACAUACAGAACCAAUGACAUCUGUAACUGAUGAUGAUGAUGAUGAUGAUGACGAUCAACAUCCUGAUGUAAUUGAUCUAACAACAUCGUAUGGUUAUUAUGGUUCUCUUAGUUUUCCUAUUCGACCUCCAUCACCAUUUACUGAUGGUCUUAUUUGGACAGAAAUGGCAAAUCAAUGUAAUAAAGAUGAAGAUCCAAAUGGUAUUGUUAUGUGGUCACCAUCAACAAAACAAUUAACUGUUCAUUAUAAUACAAAUAAUAAUAAUAAUAAUAAUAAUAUUUCUCAUUCACGUAUAACCGGAACAUGGAAACGAACAUUGGAUAGAAUUCUUAAACGAACGAAAUCAAAAAAAGAUAUUACAAUAGAUUCGUAUGAUUUAGAUACUGUCGAUGGUUCAGUGACAUCAUAUCAUCAAAAUAAACAUGUUCAUUGGAUUGAUGAUAAUAAUAAUAAUGAUGAUACUAUAUUAAAAUGUUGUCAUCGUUUUGUUGAACAUUUAAAAAUCUUCAUAUAUAAUAUUAUGAAUGAUAAAAAUGAAGAAAUUUAUUUAAAAAAUUGUCAGAUGUCUCUCGAUGAACUUAACAAAUUAACGGAUUGUUCUGAAUUAAAACAAGCAUUUGAAUAUACAAUUCAAUUAGCUAAUAAACAGGAGAAACAUCGAUUACUUCAACAACAAACAUUUAUUGCACAUUUAAUCUCUCGUACUGUACUUUCUUGUUGA
Molecule: messenger RNA, 2286 nt
Organism: Adineta steineri
Lineage: Eukaryota; Metazoa; Rotifera; Eurotatoria; Adinetida; Adinetidae
Source: the annotation of a GenBank genome assembly